Molecule: messenger RNA, 2099 nt
Organism: Arabidopsis thaliana (thale cress)
Lineage: Eukaryota; Viridiplantae; Streptophyta; Magnoliopsida; Brassicales; Brassicaceae
Product: Cysteine/Histidine-rich C1 domain family protein
Exons: 1
Coding region: 168-1850 (560 amino acids)
Source: RefSeq, marked reviewed
UCUUGAUCCGUAUCAUCAAUUUAUAAAUAGUGUAAUCUGACACGAUGAGCUGGUUGUGUCGGUAAGGUCAAUGACUGUCGGAACUUUACAAACUUGUGCCGUUUGAUAUUUCAAUCUUUAGUCUUUUACCAACCAAAACACUCAAAGCAGAUCUCCCAGACCCACUAAUGGACCAACAAAGCGAGAGAGUGAAGCAAUUCUGCAAUCAUCCGUUAAGAUACGCAAGAAUUAAGCAGGAGGGAGUAAUUACAGGUCGGUCAAAUAACUGCGAUGGAUGCGGUGAUGAUUCAGGCUACGGAUAUUACUGUGAACUCUGCAAUAUUCAAGCUCAUGUGGCUUGCAUAGGUUGGCCAGACAUCAUCAACCACCCCUGUCACUCCAGACAUCCUCUCAAGAAAGUCUCGCCAGAGACAAUUGACUAUACUGAUGGUAAAUGCCAGUUUUGUAGAAGCCCACUUGUUGAUCUCAUGUAUCAUUGUUCCAUUUGUAAUUUCAGUGUUGAUUUGAGAUGCUGGUUAAAUCCCGCACCGCUUACUAUAUAUGAGCAAAAGAGCCACAGCCAUACAUUAACCCUCAUGGCGAGAAAGGACGCCUUCACUUGUAACGCAUGUGGGUUGGUUGGUGACCGGAAUCCUUACGUUUGUCUUGAAUGUGAUUUCAUGCUGCACAAAGGUUGUAUCAAUUUGCCUCGAGUCAUAAACAUAAAUCGUCAUGACCACAAGAUUUCUCGCACUUAUCAUCUCGGUCACGGUGAUUGGGAAUGUGGAGUUUGUCGCCAAAAGAUGGAUUGGACCCUUGGAGCUUUCUUUUGCUCGCGUUGUCCUAAUUAUGCUGUUCAUUCAAAGUGUGCGACAAGGGAAGAUGUGUGGGAUGGAAAAGAACUCGAAGAUAAGCCUGAAGAUGAGGGAGAAGAGGAUCCAUACAAGGUAAUAAAUGAGAAAGAAAUCAUUCAUUUUAGUCAUGAAGAACAUAAUCUAAAACUUGGUGAUGAUGAUAAUGCUGCCGAUUAUGAAAAGAUGUGGUGUGAUGCUUGCAUCAGGCCCAUCGAUUCUGAUCCAUUCUUCAAAUGUGUGGAAUGCAAGUUCUUCCUUCAUAAAGUAUGUGCCAGUCUUCCCCGGAAGAAACGAAAUAUCCUGCACAGCCACCUGCUUCGUCUACAGUAUGGUGAUAGGCAUGGUAAACCUUUCAAGUGUACAAGUUGUCUUCAAUAUUUUGAUGGCUUCAAGUACAAAUGCAAUUUUAACAGCGCAUGUAUCCACAUGAAUAUUUUAUUUGAUAUCCGGUGCAGUUCCAUUUCUGAGCCUUUUCAGCAUGAACUGCAUCCCCAUCCCUUAUUUCGUACCUCAAAAGAGCACAAGACUUGUGGAGCAUGUGGUGAAGAUUCGGAGUAUGUCUUAAGUUGUAUUGUUUGUGAUUUCGCUUUAGGCAUGGACUGUGCCACUUUACCAAGAAAAGUAAAACACAGAUGCGACGAUCAUGUCUUAUCGUUGCAUCAUGGUGCUGGAAGCUCCAACGGUCAAUUGUGGUGUGAUAUUUGUGAGGGAAAGACAGAUGCAAGCGUAUGGUAUUAUGGUUGUGAUGAAUGUGGGGUCACUCUCCAUAUCGAGUGUGUACUUGGAGACAUGUGUUACUUAAAGCCAGGGAACAAAUACUUGGGAGGUGAACUAGUUCCCAAUCAUGGUAUGACUAGACCUAUUUGCAUAGUCUGUGAAAAGCGUUGCAUGUUCCCUUUCUUUCUAAAGGGUAUUGCAUAUUCAGAUUCAACUGUUGUAUACGCUUGUUCAAGAAAGUGUGCAUACCGAGGCCACGACCGUUGGGAGGAGUGGUAUAGUAAAGUUCACUGUGAGUAAUGAGUAUGUCUGAAAGAUCCACAAGGGGAAGCUAUAUGAUGAUGUAUCAGAGUAUAUUUACGUUUGCUUGAUAUCUUCUGUAUCUUUUCUUUCUCCUAUUUUCUUUCUUUUCAUGUAUUUGGGAUUCUUCUAGAAUCUGAGUUAAUUUGUUUUCGGAUCCUGUAGAAACCAGUGUGAGGGGUUUAUAAAUAGGAUCUAUUUGCUUCUAUGUAAUGCAGUUUUUUUUUAAUAAUAAUAACAAUAGAGGAA